Messenger RNA from Branchiostoma floridae (Florida lancelet), 789 nucleotides. RefSeq names its product 39S ribosomal protein L27, mitochondrial-like. Bases 110 to 589 code for a protein of 159 amino acids. The record is from RefSeq and is a predicted model, not a curated record. The transcript has 4 exons. Gene Ontology annotation, cellular component: ribosome; mitochondrial large ribosomal subunit. Gene Ontology annotation, molecular function: structural constituent of ribosome. Gene Ontology annotation, biological process: translation. NCBI's taxonomy places the organism in Eukaryota, Metazoa, Chordata, Leptocardii, Amphioxiformes, Branchiostomatidae.
AUCACCAUAACCGUUACUUUUGGGACGUCUGACUGAUUUUCCUGAAGGAUUCAGCGGAGUAAUUUAUAAAAGGGCGAACAACCAAAGGUUACGACCUUUACUGACAAAGAUGGCUGCCAUCGUGCGAAAAUGUUACUCUGAUUUUUCUCGAUUCUUGGCCCCGUUUUCUCCUUCAGGUUUAACCACUCUUAUUGGGGCACCACUCUCUGUGUUUGGGGUGAGAUGGGCCUCCAAGAAGCAAGGAAGCAGCACUGCUGUGAGACCCAGAAAACACAGGGGCAAGGGACUUGGUCUGAAAAUACGGGAAGGUGAAUAUGCGCAAGCAGGAAGCAUCAUUGCAAUACAGAGGGGAUACAAGUGGCAUCCUGGCGCUUUUGUUGGGACCGGUCGUAAGAACACUCUGUAUGCACUAGAACCAGGAUAUGUGCGCUUCACCAAGGAGGUUCUCCGGCCACACUUCAACAGCCACUUGUACCGGUGUGUGGUCAGAAAGAUAGAGCCAGAAGAGAGGGAAAACGUCGUCAGGACUUUUGUACAUGUUGUUCCAGAGCCUCAAGUUGGGAGAUUCAAACUCGUCAAGAUGAUAUAGUGUUGUUUAUUAAAGAUGAAAUUUAAAGUGUGGAAGUAAAUAUGAUUUCAAUGAAAAUUUAUUUGUUUGUAGCAGUGUAAAAAAUGAUGAUAGAUUGAUAAUAGAUACGGGACAGAUGGACAGUAAAAGGCACUAAUGUCCUUGACAAUAUUAGUGCUCCAAACACAAGAAAUAAAAACAACACUUUUUUUUAUUAAUGA